AUCCCAAAGCCCGGAGCCGCGCCGGCAGCCAGGGAAGCACAGGUUUUGGGCAUGGGGCGGUGAAGAACGAGGACACCUUCAAGACCUCCCCGUUUCAUUUUGAUCUGUGGUUCUACUUCACUCUGCAGAACUGGGUGCUGGACUUCGGGCGCCCCAUCGCGAUGAUAAUCCUACCUUUGGAGUGGUUUCCUCUAAACAAACCAAGUGCUGGAGAUUAUUUCCACAUGGCUUACAAUGUUAUCACACCAUUUCUUCUGCUAAAGCUCAUCGAGAGAUCCCCCAAGACCUUACCGAGAUCAAUGGUCUACGUCAGCAUCAUCAUGUUUGUCAUGGGAGCCAGCAUCCACUUGGUCGGAGACUCCGUAAACCAUCGCCUGAUUUUCAGCGGCUACCAGCACCAUCUGUCUGUAAGAGAGAAUCCCAUCAUCAAGAACCUGAAGCCAGAGACACUGAUUGAUUCCUUUGAGCUGCUGUACUACUACGAUGAAUAUUUAGGUCAUUCGAUGUGGUACAUCCCUUUUUUCCUGAUACUGUUUAUAUAUUUCACCGGCUGCUUCACCCCUGUUGAAGAGGAGAGCAGGAUGCCAGUGCCCGCCCUGCUGCUGAUGGGGCCCAGGAACCUUUUUUUUCGUAAAAGCUGGCAGGAGAAAGCAGCGCAGCUCUGUCUGGAUGUAGAGCAGGGAGAAGGGCGAGACGCUGACCCCAGGUACCUCGUGACGGAGGGUCAGAUUUUCAUCCUCUACAUUUUCACUUUCUUUGCCAUGAUGGCUUUAGUGAUGCACCAGAAACGCAAAGGACUCGUCCUGGACAGCAAUGGGCUUUUUCUCUUCUACUCCUUCAUCAUCACACUGGUCCUCAUCGCUGUUUGGGUGGUUUGGCUGUGGAAUGACAAAAUUCUCAGGAAGAAGUACCCUGGCGUGAUCUAUAUCCCCGAGCCGUGGGCGUUUUACACCCUGCACAUGAACAACCUCCAUGCAGCAAAGGAAAGUUUAUAAGUUUUGAUAUUUUAGAGCGAUUUGAAGAAAAGAAAAAAAAAAAAAAUCUAGUUUUUCUAAUGUAGAUGUAUUUCAA
Pelecanus crispus (Dalmatian pelican) is the source of this 1071-nucleotide messenger RNA. Lineage: Eukaryota; Metazoa; Chordata; Aves; Pelecaniformes; Pelecanidae. The record is from RefSeq and is a predicted model, not a curated record.